ACCAAAAUAAUUGUGUCAAAUGUUUCAAUUUUUUUUGUUUACAAAUAAUCCGGGACAAUUUAAAAAUUUAUCCAUAUUUCAGCCCUCCAAAAAAUAUUGUUUGCUUGAACUUAAAAAAAUAUAAAAAAGGGGGAAAAAAGAAAAUAAAAAAGGGGUUUUGGUAACGUAGGUUAACACGAAUUCCUUAAGGUAGCCUCGACAGUAUCAUUUCCAAUGCAAAUCCAGAAGAGAGGAAACGCUCGGGAACUUUUGAUUGAUAGCGAUAACGACACUUAACCCCCCCUCUCUCUCCUCUUCUAUUCUCUAGUCUCUCUCUCACCCAGGAGAGAGAAUCCUAACAAAGAUAGGAAUCCUUGAUACCAUAACCCUCUGCGAAUCCUCGGGUCCUUUCUACGUGUAACUGUUCGAGAACAACCUUAGCUGAUACAAAGAGGAAAAAGUUAGAAGAACGUAAGGUGUGAUGGCCUCAGAGAGGGAAUAUUUCGACCUUUCAGGACCCUUACAUCUAAGUAAUGUUGACUGGAAAAAUGUGGAUCACCGAAGGUCUGUUGCUGCCAGUUUGGUUCAGGGUGUCUAUAUUCUAGAGCGGGACCGCCAGGAGAAAAGGCAAGGACCCCAAGCUCUUGCUCCUCCUUGGUGGGAGUUCUUUGAUUUUCAAUUAUGUCGUCAGUUAGUGGAUGAUGCUGAUUUCUCCAUAUUUGGUGCCAUUUAUGAAUUCAAACCUGCAGCAUCCAACUGCAAAGACUUGACAAAUGGAAAUCCGCAUUAUAUAAUCGCAUUUCGAGGCACCAUAACCAAAGGAAAUGCUUUUUCACGAGAUGUUGAAUUGGACCUCCACUUCAUCCGAAACGGACUUCACCAGACGUCUCGCUUUGAGAUUGCCAUUCAAGCUGUCCGGAACAUGGUUGCAACAUAUGGAAAUUUGAAUAUCUGGUUAGCUGGUCAUUCCCUGGGGUCAGCCAUGGCAAUGCUUGCUGGAAAGACCAUGGCCAAGACGGGUGCUUUUCUUGAAGCUUUUCUCUUUAAUCCACCAUUCGUUUCUGCUCCGAUAGAGAGAAUCAAGAAUGUGAAAGUGAAACAUGGGAUCCGAAUUGCAAGUAGUGUGAUCACUGCAGGAUUUGCUUUCGCUAUGAAGGUUAAGCAACAAAACAAUCAGCAACAAAACAAUCGCUCAGUAGAUACCUUCGUUGCUUUGUCUGCAUGGACACCAGGUCUAUUUGUGCAUCCCGAUGAUCACAUCUGCUCAGAAUAUAUAGGGUAUUUUGAACACAGGAAAAAGAUGGAGGAGAUUGGAGCGGGAACUAUCGAGAGGUUGGCAACCCAGCAUUCAAUUGGAGGUCUAUUUAUGAAUGCAAUUGGGAAGGAGUCUGAAGAGGCACUGCACCUCUUACCAUCAGCAAAUCUAACGCUUAAUUUAACUCCGGCAGAAUUCUUUGAAGCCCAUGGAAUUCACCAGUGGUGGAAACCUGAUCUGCAGUUGAAGUCCAUGCUUUACAAGUACAGAUAAUGUGUUUGACAAAUGUGGUGAUUUUUUUUUUUUUUUUUUUUUUUGUUUCCUAGUUGGGAAACUCACACACACUGCCUCCACUGUGGUUAGAACUCCUAACCUCCCUUCGAGAAGUAGGAGCCUUGUACCGCUAGGCCACAGCCCUAUUGGUAAUGUGGUGAUUCUUUCUUUCUUUCUUAUUUGCAUAUUUUGCGGCAUUGGAGAUUUGCUUUGUGGUUUUCCUUGCAAUGGGUAAUGGGGCCUAGUUUUAUUGUCUAUAUGUAUCGUCAAUCAGUUUAUGUAAGCCCUGCAAAUUUUUAUGCACUUAUUCAAGGAGAUUAUCUCUUGUUAUUCAUUUA
This is a messenger RNA of Cornus florida, 1845 nucleotides long. RefSeq names its product GDSL esterase/lipase At4g10955-like. The transcript has 3 exons. Bases 461 to 1507 code for a protein of 348 amino acids. Gene Ontology annotation, biological process: lipid metabolic process. The record is from RefSeq and is a predicted model, not a curated record. NCBI's taxonomy places the organism in Eukaryota, Viridiplantae, Streptophyta, Magnoliopsida, Cornales, Cornaceae.